This is a messenger RNA of Gasterosteus aculeatus aculeatus (three-spined stickleback), 1284 nucleotides long. RefSeq names its product charged multivesicular body protein 1a. Gene Ontology annotation, biological process: vacuolar transport. The record is from RefSeq and is a predicted model, not a curated record. Lineage: Eukaryota; Metazoa; Chordata; Actinopteri; Perciformes; Gasterosteidae.
GUGACCGCUGUGGGACCCGGAAGUCGGAUCCGGCGCCUCGUCAAAACAAACUAAAACAAACCGAGAGCGUUGAGAGCCGAAACUUACAUUCUCUCUGUAACCCUGGAGUGGAGUUGGUGUCGCCAUGGACGAAACGCUCUUCCAGCUAAAGUUCACCUCCAAGCAGCUGGAGAGACUUUCCAAAAAGGCCGAGAAGGAGUCUGAGAAGGAGCAGGCCAAAGUCAAGAAGGCUUUGCAGCAGAAAAACGUGGAGUGCGCCCGAGUGUACGCGGAGAACGUCAUCCGGAAGAAAAACGAGAGCCUCAAUUGGCUGCGCAUGGCGUCCCGGGUCGACGCGGUGGCCUCCAAAGUGCAGAGCGCCGUCACCAUGAAGGCGGUGAGCAAAAACAUGAGCCAGGUCACCAAAUCUCUGGACAAAGCUCUCGGCUCCAUGGAUCUGCAGAAGGUCUCUGCGGUCAUGGACAAGUUCGAGAGCCAAGUCCAGAACCUCGACGUCCACACCUCGGUGAUGGAUGACUCCAUGAGCUCUGCGAUGACGCUGACCACGCCCCAGGAGCAGGUGGACGACCUGAUCCACCGGGUAGCAGAGGAGAGCGGCCUGGAGGUGAUGGACCAGCUCAGCCACCUGCCCGCCGGAGCCACCUCGGUGGGCGCGGAGAGCUCGCAGAGCCAGGACCGGGAGGACCAGCUGUCCCGAAGGUUGGCCGCCCUGAGGAACUGAAGGCGCCCCCCCAGGAAGAGGCGGCGGCGGCGGCGGCGGGCGAGUUUAAAGACGGUGGCGGGAGUCGUGCGUGUGCGCUUCUAUCGAACUGUUCCUACCUGCAGGGCUUAAUGAGCCUAUCGACCCCCCCGGCUCUAUAAAUACUCCCACCCACAACGCUAAAAACUGCAUCUAUUCCUGUUUCUCCCCCUGGAAUCCCCCCAUUGGAUUUUACCUCCUCCUCCUCCUCCUCCUCCUCCUCCUCCUCAGGAUCUCAGGGGAGAAGAUCUACCACCGUGUUUUCUGGGUCUUUGACAGUUUAAAUGGACAGUUCUCGGUUCGUGUCCGACGGGGAUCUACGCCUGUGGGUUGUGGUUUCGCCCCCUCACAUCUGUAUCAGACUCUUUUCUGUUUGCUUUAAACGCCUUAUAUCGAAUGCAGGUGCUCGCGUAGGCGUCCCGCCAGUGCCUGAAGGACCUCAGACCAGAGAGCAGAGGGCUUCUUCUGGUGUGAUGCUUUGGUGUCGGCUAACUUCACUUUUAACACUGAAAAUAAAGUAAUCAUCCCCACGAGUCCGUCCCAAA